AUGGAUGAGGAUUUUUGGAGACAAAAGGCAGCUUUGAAAUGGCUGGAUGAGGGAGAAAGGAAUACACGAUUUUUCCAGGGAUGGGUAAAACAGAAAAGGGUCAAAUCAAGAAUUCAUGCUGUAGAAGAAGGAAAAGGGAUUCUGACUGAAGAGGUGGACAUCAGAAAUUCGGCAGAGAAAUUUUUUAGUGAGUUGUUGACUGAGGAUGUGGGAACACUGAUGGAACCUGACCUGGAUAUCCUUGCUACGCUUCCUGGUCAGGAAAACAUGGAAUUGUUAGAAAGAGUUCCAACAGAAGAGGAAGUAAAACAGAUAGUUUUUGAGCUGAAUGCAGAGAGUGCUGCUGGUCCAGAUGGGUAUCCAGCCAAGUUCUUAUCAAAACUCCUCACAACAAGGUUGGCACCUCUUUUCCCGUUGUUAACAGUCCAACACCAGAGUGGGUUUAUUAAGGGGAGACUUUUAAGUGAUAAUGUUCUCUUGGCAAAUGAACUCUUCCAUGAAAUUUGGAAGGGGGUGACUUCUCCAAACAUGGUCCUAAAAUUGGUUAUGGAAAAAGCUUACGAUCGUGCACAAAGGUCUACAAUCUUGAGCCUUGUGGAAUGUUUGAAGCACUAUAUGGAGGUGUCUGGACAGAAGGUAAAUGUGGGGAAGAGCUGGUUCUUCCUUGAUAAGAAGCAUUGUGAUUGGGCUGAGGAGAUCAACGAGGUUAGCGGGUUUCAGCAAGGAUCAUUUCCUUUUAAGUACCUUGGAGUACCUAUUUUUCGAGGCAAAAAGAAGACCAGCAUGUUUAUGUUCAUACGUGACAAGAUCUCUGCAAGGAUUCAUAGCUGGAGUCACAGACAUCUAUCGUUUGGAGGUCGCUUGACUCUAAUCAGAAGUGUUAUGGGGGCGAUUCCAGUCCACAUUGUUCAGAUUUUGGAACCUACUAAGGGGGCCAUGCGGUUGAUUGAGCAGGUGAUGGCUCGAUUUCUGUGGGGCUCUUGUAGUCCCUUGAAAAAAACCCAUUGGAUCAAUUGGGAGAGAAUUUGUCUUCCUACGGAGGAAGGAGGCUUGGGAAUCAGGCGGCUGAGGGAUUCUAUUGAGGCAUUUAGUGUCAAAUUGUGGUGGAGAUUCGGGAGCAGAGUUCUCUUUGGGCACGAUUUUUGGAUGGGAAAUCAUUGGAAUGAGGAGGAAUUGUGGAUUUUGGUAGAGGAGGUAGGAUUACCAGAUGAGGUUAUUGGAAAAAUCCUGCAAACUCCUUUUGAUAGAAGGGAAAAGGAUAGGGGAAGAUGGAAAUCAACGGGCAAUGGAACUUUUGUACCUCUUCAGCCUGGGAGUUGGUGA
This is a messenger RNA of Salvia splendens (bonfire salvia), 1323 nucleotides long. RefSeq lists its product as uncharacterized. The record is from RefSeq and is a predicted model, not a curated record. Bases 1 to 1323 code for a protein of 440 amino acids. The transcript has 3 exons. NCBI's taxonomy places the organism in Eukaryota, Viridiplantae, Streptophyta, Magnoliopsida, Lamiales, Lamiaceae.